CAAUCGAUCGAGCGAGGGAUACUGUUCCAUUCCAGGCGAGGACGAAUUCGUGAUGAGCGAGGGAAGAAUUCGUGGAUUCCCGGCGUGACAUACGAUCGGAGCAGCAUCAACAAGUGGCUCGAGCGCGGCCAGGAUUGCUGCCCAGCGACGAUGCAACCGCUCCACCAGAAUCACUCGCUCGUGCCCAACAACGCGCUGCGGAGUCUCAUCCAUCAGUGGUGCGAAUCGCAUUCCACCACCAGCGACCUCUUCCGGAGCUCCACCAGCCCGAUCGACAGGCCGCACAUCCUCCUCCUGCUAGACAGGAUCCAGAGAGACCCUGCCAAUGUUGACGCCCUCUCCAAGCUCAAGAGCAAGGCGCGGGAGAGCACCAAGAACAGCCGAGCUAUCGUCGACGCCGGCGCCGUCACCGUCCUGUCCGGCGUUCUCAGUGCUCCGUAUCCCCAGGACGCGAGGGAUCCUCCGGACAAGGCGUGGCUCCAGCCGAUUGAAGAGGCAAUCGCCAUCCUCGCCUAUCUUCCCGCCAGUUACAACUCGCGAAGAGCCCUAAUCUCGCCCAAGCCCCUCCGUUCGAUCUCGUGGAUUCUGUGCAUGGGUUCCCCGCCGGGAAUGAUGAGCGCGAUAGCGGUGCUAGAUGGCCUAGCCAGCGAUAAGGGCGCCCAGAUCGCCAUCGGAUCGAUGGCUGGGGUGAUCGAUGGUCUCGUCGCCAUUCUGCGCCGGAAUGGCAACCAGGUGUUAGUCAAUUCCAGCCUCAGGGCAUUGCUGGGCAUUUGCUUGCCACUGAGGAACAGGGCUAGGGCGGCGCGCGCCGGCGCCGUGGCGGCGCUGGUGGAGCUCCUCCCGGACACCAGCGGCGGCGUGGCGGAGCACAUCUUGAUCGUGCUGGAGCUCCUCUGUGGCUGCGCCGAGGGCCGGGCGGCGGUCGAUGAUCACGCGCUCGCGAUCCCGGCGAUCGUGAAGAAGAUUUUGAGGGUGUCGGACUCCGCGACUGCGAAUGCGGUGGGGAUUUUGUGGGCGGUGUGUAGGGACAGUGGGAGGAGUAGCGCCGCCAUGAGGGAUAGGACUGGCGGAUUGGGAUUGUUUGGGAAAUUGCUACUGCUGCUAAGAAGGGAUGUGAGCCCAGGGACGAGGCACAAGGUGAUUGAUAUUCUAGACAAGGUCUACAAUGCACGAAUGGAUCUCUCCUCCUCGCCACCACCGCCCGCCUCUUUGUAGAGUAACCCCGCGAUUUUUCCUUCUUGUAAAAUUCUUUUGCCGUUUAAACCAUAGGAUUGUGUAUUCUCUCGGGCGUUGAUUUUUAAGAAUGUGUAAUGUAAAAAACUCUUGGAUUU
Molecule: messenger RNA, 1331 nt
Organism: Selaginella moellendorffii
Lineage: Eukaryota; Viridiplantae; Streptophyta; Lycopodiopsida; Selaginellales; Selaginellaceae
Product: U-box domain-containing protein 30
Exons: 2
Coding region: 151-1215 (354 amino acids)
Biological process (GO): protein ubiquitination
Molecular function (GO): ubiquitin protein ligase activity
Source: RefSeq, a predicted model, not a curated record